Messenger RNA from Linum tenue, 3883 nucleotides. Lineage: Eukaryota; Viridiplantae; Streptophyta; Magnoliopsida; Malpighiales; Linaceae. The record is from the annotation of a GenBank genome assembly.
CUGCCAAGUUCUGGGCAACUUCUCCCCCCUUUGCGUUGACUUGAGACAUCCCGGCCAAAAAAUCCAAACAUCCAGGCUGAGUGCGCCGAGCUCCUCCGGCGAGAAUCGGCUGCUCGUCGAUCCGCAGCGAAGAUCGAAACAAUGGAAUGCGCCACUUCUCCCGGUGGUGCUGCUGCUGCUUCCUCGCCUCUUCUCCCAGCAGGCGAGUACGAAGUUUUCCUGAGCUUCAGAGGCCCCGACGUCCGCAACACGUUUGCCGAUCAUCUGUACACCUCGCUAGUGCGCGCCGAAAUCCGCACGUUUAGGGACGAGGAAGAGCUCCGAAAGGGAGAAGGGACCGCGCCCUUCCCUUGUUCGGGCCAUCCCCGAGUCCAAGAUCUACAUCCCGAUUUUCACCGAACAGUACGCUUCCAGCAAAUGGUGCCUUCUGGAAUUGGCUCGAAUGGUGGAGUGCUGGAAGCAAGAUGAGAGACACCUCAUCCUCCCAAUUUUCUACUUCGUGGACCCGAGAGAUGUGAGGAAUCAACAGGGUCCUUAUCAACAAGCCUUUGAACAACACUCUCAUAAACACAGCUCAGAAGUUGUGAAUGAAUGGAAGGAAGCCCUCCAAAUUGCAGGGGAGAUGAAAGGAUGGCACGUUAUCGAAUCUCACGGUCAAGGUGCUAUUAUAGGCGAGGUCCUUUCUAAUGUUGAGUCACAUUUGAGGAGUAUGUAUACAUUAGUAACCGAUGAGCUGGUGGGAAUCGAUACACAUGUGGGAGAAGUGAUGAAAUUGUUGAAUUUAGGGUUAUCCAACGAGAAAGUCAUCGUUGGCAUUCAUGGUAUGGGCGGUCUAGGUAAAACAACGUUAUCCAAAGCUGUCUAUAACAAGAUUUUUGCCCAGUUUGAUCGUUGUUGUUAUUUGGAAGAUGUACGGGAAGCUCUAGUAGUGAGCAACGGAGCCGUAUCUCUACAAAAUAAGAUUUUAUCUGCUGUUUUGAAGGAUGAUCGUCAAGUUAAAAGUGUUAGCGAAGGGAUCAACAUGAUAAAACAGAGAGUUUGCAAGCACAAAGUGCUUGUUGUUGUUGAUGACAUCGAUGACAAUUUUGAAUUUGAUAAAAUUUUGGGGAAGCCAGAUGAUUUUUCCGGAGAUAGUAGAUUUAUCUUUACAACAAGAAAUAAGAGAGCUCUAGAGUUUCUUCCAGAAUGCAAGUUUUAUGAACCAGGAGAACUGAGUUAUCAUCUUUCCUUGCAACUAUUUAGCAAACAUGCUUUUGGGAUGGACAGUCCACCAGAGGAAGAUGCAAGAAUAUCUGAUGACUUCGUAAAAGUUGCUACUGGACUUCCUUUAGCUCUCAAGGUGAUAGGGUCACUUUUGUUUCGUAGAGAGAGGAAAUUUUGGAAAGAAAAGUUGAUAGAAUUACAAAACAUACCUUCUACUACUGAGAAUAAGUUGCAUGAGAGAUUGAAGAUUAGCUGCAACGAGCUGACACACAAUGAAAUGCAAAUCUUUCUUGAUAUUGCUUCUCAUUUCACAGGCAGCCCCAAAGAUUUACCUUACUAUAUGUGGAGUGGCUGUGAUUUCUAUCCAGAAAGUAGCAUCACCACUCUUAUCAAUAGAUCUUUGAUUAAGGUUGACAAAAGAAACCAAUUUUGGAUGCACGAUCACAUCAAAGAUCUUGGGAGAGCCAUUAUUAAAAUGGAAGAUGUUGAACAUCCAUAUAACUGUAGCAGGAUAUGGUCUACCGACGAUGCACUCAACAUGUUAAGAAACGGAGAGGGAAGUGAACGGGUUGAAGUUCUUCGGAUAAACGUGAGAUUCAGAGAUGAUCAUGAAAAACUGCUCAACAACAAGGGAUUCAAGAACUUACCGAGAUUACGAUAUUUAGAGGUGCAUGGUGGAGAUGUGAAGGGGGAUUUCAGCCAUGUUCUUCCAAAUCUGUGUUGCCUUCGACUUCGACGUUGUGGAUCUAUCCCAACUGAUAUCAACACCAAGAAAUUGAUUGUUCUUGAUUUGGAGCGUUCCAGUGUGAAAGAUAACUGGAAGUGCUGGAGCAGAAUACAGGCGGCAGGGAAGCUGAAAGCUAUAAACUUAUUCAAGUGCUCCAAACUGACAAGAACUCCCGACUUGUCCAUGUGCGCAAGCCUGGAGUUGAUAAAUUUUGAGCUUUGUAAAGAAAUGGAAGGAGGACUGCACAUCCGCAAUUUCAAGAAUCUGAAAACAUUGAGGCUCUCCUCCACCAAGAUAACAGAGUUGAUCGUCCCGGGCGGCGGUGGUAACAUAGGAAAGCUUCAACUGUUGGAGGAAAUGGAUAUGAGGUUGACACAUUUGAGAGAAUUGCCCGUUGGGAUGGAAAAACUAUCCUCUCUCAGAAUCCUGUUGUUGGAAUCAGAACUCAGCAGGGUGAAUAACUACAAGAUGAAGAUACCCAAGCUCCCGGGUAGUUUGAAGAGGCUAUCCAUCUCAUCUCCAUCAGGGGUCCCAAAUCUGCUCGAUCUCAAGGAGUUGGAGUCACUGAGCUACCUAAAUGCUAGUAAUCCGUGGAUCCCAGGAGACUUAUGGCGGCUGCCCAAUUUGAAGGAACUGAUUUUAAAGCAAUGCAGCGUCUGUGGUCCACUACUGCAGCAGGAUCAGGAGGCAACUUCCUCUGCUGCUGCUCUGCCGCCAUCUUUAACUAGCCUUCAUGUGGAGGAAUGCGGCCCUUUGAAUGAUCUCCCCAAUCUAGCGAAUCUGCAAAAUCUGACCCAACUCAAACUCACGCAUAUUGGGGUGGUUGAGAUUUCGGGCCUGGGAGAGCUGAGGGCGCUGGAGACAAUGUGGAUAUCCGAUUACCCGAGCCUGAAAAGCCUCGUUGGACUUGAGAAUCUGCUCCUCCUCCAUACCCUUUUCGUGGGAAGGUGCGAGAAGCUGGAGAGACUGCCGAGUGUAGCGAAUUUGAUCAAACUGAAGGACUUGACGGUUUGCCAGUGCCCGUUUCUCGUAGAGAUACAAGGCCUGGGUGAUCUCGGGGAGACUCUAUCCCGUAUGGAAAUAGAAAAUUGUCCCAACUUUGCUAGCUUGGAUGGACUUGGACUUCUAGGGUCGUUGGAGGCUCUGACUCUGACGGAACAAUCGUUUGGAGAGAAACCAUUUCCCGAGCUCUCCAGUCUCGUCAAUCUGAAACGGUUGGACAUCAUCCGGUGUCCAGAGUUGAGUGAGGUUAACGGGUUGGAGAGGUUGGUGUCAUUGGAGUCUCUGGGUAUGGAGGGUUGCACUUCGAUUCGACAGCUGCCGGAUCUGUCUGCGCUAAGGAACCUCAAGAGGUUAGACCUCACACAUUGCGAAAGCUUGAUUGAUCUCCCAACUGGGUUCGAAAGAUUGGAAUCGCUGCGGCAGCUGGUGAUGUGCGAUUGCUAUUCGAUUACGAAGCUGCCAGACUUAUCCGGCCUCAAUAAUUUGGAGGAACUGAACCUUGAGGAGUGCACAGGGUUGGUUGAGGUCAAGGGGAUGGAGGGAUUGGAGUCAUUAACACAGCUGCGGUUGUUUGGUUGUUGUUUGAUUACAGAGAUGCCAGACUUAUCCGGCCUCAACAAUCUGGAGAUUCUGGACCUCAGCUAUUGCGAAGGCUUGACUGAGGUCAAGGGCGUGGAGGGGUUGGGGUCAUUAACAAUGCUGUUCAUGUUUGAUUGCAGCUCAGUGAAGAAGUUGGGAAAUCUGUCUGGUCUCAGGAAGUUGAAGGAGCUUCAAAUUGAGGGGUGCACCAAAUUGACCAAGGUGAGCGGAAUCGAGGAGCUGGACGGGUUAUUGAUCCUGGGAAUGGACAAAAGGAUGAGACUGAAGCAUUGGGUGAAGUCGGCUGCGAGAUAUGGCAAGGGACUAGCUGCACGCUUCAUGCCCACGAUGGGGAUUUUUAGCAGCUGGUGA